Molecule: messenger RNA, 2934 nt
Organism: Plasmodium reichenowi
Lineage: Eukaryota; Apicomplexa; Aconoidasida; Haemosporida; Plasmodiidae
Product: E3 ubiquitin-protein ligase, putative
Exons: 1
Coding region: 1-2934 (977 amino acids)
Biological process (GO): protein quality control for misfolded or incompletely synthesized proteins; cellular response to misfolded protein; proteasome-mediated ubiquitin-dependent protein catabolic process
Cellular component (GO): cytoplasm
Molecular function (GO): protein-folding chaperone binding; ubiquitin protein ligase activity
Source: RefSeq, a predicted model, not a curated record
AUGGAAAAUAAAGAUAAUAAAAGAAGAGGGUUUUUGAAAAAUUGGAAUAUUAAUUAUUUAUCAACGAAUUUUAAUAAUCUUAUUAAACAUAACGAAAACACACAUAAUACAAAACAUGAUCAAAGAAAUGAACAUGUUGAUGAUAACAAAACAAAUAAAAUAUAUGAUAUUAACGAAAAUAUAAAAUUUAUUAAAGAAAAAGAAAUAAUGAGAGAAAAUAAUAAAAUCGAUGUAAAUAAUAAUAUUAAUAUAAAUUUAUCAUCUUCUUUAUCUAAUAAAGGUUAUUAUGAUUCUAUAAAUCAUAAUGUUAAAGAUUCUAUAAAUGUAAUGAAUGAUUCUAAUACUACUACUACUAAUAAUAAUAAACCUACUUCCUAUUUGGAUUUCUGUGAAGCGUGGUCCAAAUUUAAAUUUAGGAAUUUAGCUAGUCAUGCAAAUGAUCAAAUAAACAAAGAUAAACAAAGUUAUAACAAUGGAGAAUCACAAGGGAAUAUUCAGAAUACUGGACUUCGAAAUAAAAAUUCAUGUGAUAAUAAAGGUUUGUUAAAUUGUAAUAUGGCACAUAAUCAUUCCAACAGUAAUUAUUUGAAUGGUCAUAAUAAUAUAAAUAAAUGUAUUAAUCGUGAUAAUACCAAUAUUGAUAAUAAUAAGAAAAAUAAUUAUCAUAAUAAUAAUAAUAAUAAUAAUAAAAAUAAUAGUAGUAGUAGUAAUAAUAAUAGUAGUAAUAACAACAACAAUAGUAACGGAAAUAAUAGUGAUAAUCAUAACAAUAAUAAUAAUAAUAAUAAUAAUGAUGAUGGGAAUCAUUUUAAUCGUCAUAAUAAUUUUAAUAAUAAUCAUAUGAAUAAUUAUAAUGGUCAUCAUCAUCAUCAUCAUCAUAAUAAUAAUAAUAAUAAUGAUGAUGAUGAUAACGGUGAUCAUAGCGACAAUAAUAACAAAAAGAAUAAUAAGUUUUACAAAAAUAACGAUGCCUCAUCUGUUUCCUCAUCUUCUUCUGUGUCCUCAUCAUCCUCAUUUAUUUCAAACGAUUCUUAUGCAGCAAAUAAUCCCAAAACAAAUAAUGAACAAUGUAAGAGGAAAAAAAAAAAAAAAAAGGAAAAAGAAAAAGAAAAUAAUAAUAACUCCCCUGAUAUGGACACGUAUAAUAGUAAUAUUAAUGUAAUGAAUAAUAUGAAUAAUAACAUGGAAAGUAAUAUGAGAACUGAUCUAAAUGUACAUCAUAAUAAUAUGAAUAGAAGAAAUAGUUUUAAUAAUACUUCUAGUGUACAACAUACUUAUAAUAAUAAUUACAAUCAAUAUGAUCAUAAGAAUUCAAAUGAUAGUUAUACAAGAAAUGAAAGAAGAAAUAGCUUAAAUAAUUAUAAUUUCAGAAAGGCCUCUUUGAAUCCUAAUAAUGAAUUUUACAAUAAUAAUGAUUAUUCUAGUGAUUUAAUAAACUCACAUCCUAUUAAUUAUUCAAAUAUUCCAGAAUCGAAUUAUAAUAUGAAUCAUCCUAUGCAUCAUAUGAAUAGUGCAAGUCAUGGUAUGAACAAUAAUACAAGUCAUGGUAUGAAUAAUAAUACAAGUCAUGGUAUGAGUAAUAAUACAAGUCAUGGUAUGAACAAUAAUACAAGUCAUGGUAUGAACAAUAAUACAAGUCAUGGUAUGAGUAAUAAUACAAGUCAUGGUAUGAAUAAUAAUACAAGUCAUGGUAUGAGUAAUAAUACAAGUCAUGGUAUGAACAAUACUAGUCAUGGUAUGAACAAUACUAGUCAUGGUAUUAACAAUACUAGUCAUAGUAUGAACAAUACUAAUCAUGGUAUGAAUAAUACUAGUCACAGUAUGAACAAUACUAGCCACCAUAUAAACCAUUCCAGUCCUAAUGUUAUGAAUAAAAAUUGUGGGAAUAAAAGAAAUUACACAUCGAACAAUUCGGGGGAUUAUAACGAGGGCGUAAAAAGUAAUAAUUACUACAAUCACUCAGGUAAUAAUACCAAUUAUUAUAAUAGUAAUAAAAAUAGCAUUUCAAGUGAAAAUUUGAAUAAACAAAUUAAAAAAGGAGAAGAGGGAGGAGAAGGAGAUAAUGUAAGAGAUUCCAUUGAUAAAACAGAAGAGGUGGAAAAAAAAAAUCCAAAUAUGAUAAAUAUUGAAAUGUUAAAUCCAGAAGAUCGAAAAAAAGAAGCGGAGAAAUAUAAGGUAUUAGGUAAUCAAAGUUAUAAACUAGGUUAUUUUGAAUCAGCUAUUGAUUAUUAUACAAAAGCUAUACAAUAUGAUAACACGAAUCAUGUCUAUUAUACAAAUAGAGCUUUAUGUUAUAAAAAACAAAAAUUAUGGAAACUAGCAAAUAUGGAUGCUAGACAAGCAUUAAAUUUAGAAGAAGAAUCGGUUAAGGCUCAUUUUAUUCUUGGUUUAACUUUAUUACAUCUAAAUAGUUUAGAAGAAGGAUUAAAAAAAUUAACAAAAGCUAAAACUUUAUCAAGUUAUUUAAAAGAUUCAAAUGAAAGUGAAAUUAAUAGAUAUAUUAUGCAAGCCAAAAAAUUAAUUUAUUUACGUGAUGAACAAAAUAAACAAUUGUCUUACACAGAAUUACAAUCUUUUUUUAUAGAUAAAAUUAAUUUAUUAAACCAAAUAGGAUAUAUAACGAAUGAAGAAAAAUCUUUAAGAAUACAACAAACGGAAGGAAUAUUUAAAGAAUUAUUAGAUUCCUUUCAAAAAAAACAAGUACCAGAUUAUUUAUGUUGUAAAAUAUCCAUGUGCCUAAUGAAUGAACCUGUUAUAACUCCUAGUGGUAUGACAUAUGAUAAAAUAUUUUUAUAUGAACAUGUUAAACAUAAUGGAUCCUUCGAUCCUGUUAGCAGGGAACAAUUUUCUAUACGUGAAGUGAUUCCAAAUUAUGCUAUAAAAGAAGCCACAGAGCACUUUUUGAAGGCUAAUCCAUGGGCCUUCGAGGAAUAA